AUAGAUAUAUUUCCGUUUAGUGAAUUGUUGCUGGCUGGCCCCCGAGUCAAUAUGAAUUCUGCUGUUCUACCAAUCAGCAAAAUGCUCCAACGAGCUCGCAAACUGUACUAUCACGUAACCAGGUCCAUUUAGCUGCUCUGUCAUACAGAGAGCCAGUUUCUUCAGACUCCGGACAACGUGGUGGUGGUGAGUCUCGUCUAAGGGAGAGGAAAACCUGGCAAACACCUGGUAACAACAUGGAUAAUGUAGGCUAGAUGAGUUUUGCGCACUCGAAAACGAAUUGGUCUCUAAUUCAACCCCCCCCCCCCCCAAAAAACCAACAGAAGUGACAUUUGGACUUCUACAUUGCCGUGGGUGUGAUAGUCUAAGAACCAAUGAAUGCCACGGCUUGGAUAAUGGAGGUUUGGAUGAGUUCAAACCACGACGGGUCUCGCCGCCGCAACUGGUAACGGUUUAGGCUAAAUGUUUGGUGUUCACCUAAUGCGCGGUGCUAUAACAUCUUCCGACUCCAACAGAAACAGAAAGAUUUCCGACUGAUGUGAAACAUUUCAACUGAUCUAAGAUCUCGGGAGCUGUUAGGUUAAUAUCAGAGAGCUGCUGAUGAAAUAUAGCCAUAGAUACGUGGUUUUAUAACGGGUUUUGUUUUUUUAACGCUGGAAAACCCGUUAAACACCUGUUUAGAGUCGAGACGCGUAAUCCCAUGUUGGAGAGAUCACAAGAAAUGUUUGGGUUGCAGAGAAGAGGGGAAUUUGACAUUCUCUCUGUGUCACUCAUAGUGGCGUUGAUGUGCUGUGCGCAGAGCGCCAACGAACCGGGGAAUAUGUCUUUCGUAAAGGAGACGGUGGACAAACUGUUGAAGGGGUAUGAUAUCCGCCUUCGACCAGACUUCGGAGGCAAACCGGUUUCUGUUGGCAUGAGUUUAGAUGUGGCAAACAUCGACAUGGUGUCAGAGGUCAACAUGGACUACACGUUGACCAUGUACUUCCAGCAGUACUGGAGGGACAAGAGGCUGGCGUACGCUGGGAUCCCCCUCAACCUGACGCUGGAUAACCGGGUCGCCGACCAGCUCUGGGUCCCCGACACCUACUUCCUCAAUGAUAAGAAGUCCUUUGUGCAUGGGGUCACCGUGAAGAACCGUAUGAUCCGACUGCAUCCGGACGGCACCGUGCUCUACGGACUGAGGAUAACAACGACUGCUGCCUGUAUGAUGGACCUGAGGAGAUACCCACUGGACGAACAGAACUGUACUCUGGAGAUAGAGAGCUAUGGCUACACCACAGAUGACAUCGAGUUCUACUGGAAAGGGGGGGAGAAUGCUGUGACAGGAGUGACUCGCAUCGAGCUGCCUCAGUUCUCCAUCGUGGACUACAAACUGGUUUCCAGGAAUGUGGUCUUUUCCACAGGUGCCUACCCACGUCUGUCUCUGAGCUUCAAGCUAAAGAGGAACAUCGGCUACUUCAUCCUGCAGACGUACAUGCCCUCCAUCCUGAUCACCAUCCUGUCCUGGGUCUCCUUCUGGAUCAACUACGACGCCUCCGCUGCCAGAGUGGCUUUAGGUAUCACCACGGUGUUGACCUUGACCACCAUCAACACCCAUCUGAGAGAGACGCUCCCUAAGAUCCCCUACGUCAAGGCCAUAGACAUGUACCUGAUGGGCUGCUUCGUGUUCGUCUUCCUGGCUCUGCUGGAGUACGCCUUCGUCAACUACGUCUUCUUCGGACGGGGCCAUCGGAUGCAGAAGAAGUUGGCAGAGAAGGUCAACAAUGACAGGGCGGCCAAGUUCGACGGCAACAGGGUAACGUUUACCCCCUCAGAAAUGGUUGACUCUCAGGGCAACAUCCUCCUGACAACCCUGGAGAUCCACAAUGAAGUUGGCGCCGGCAAUGAGAUCACAACCAGCAUCACUGAGACAACCACACGGAACUCCACCUCCAUGAUAUUAAACCAAUCAGGCCUCCAGUACCGAAAACCGAGUGCUCUGAGUGGCCGGGAGAGAAACGCCCAUGCUCACGUGAAGAAGACACGGCUACGCAGGCGGUCCUCUCAAUUCCUUAUCAAAAUCCCCAACCUGACGGACGUGAACUCCAUCGAUAGAUGGUCACGGGUUGUCUUCCCCUUCACCUUUACCCUCUUCAACUUCAUCUACUGGCUUUACUACGUCAACUAGUGGUUCUCAAGCCUCUCCUCAGUGGCCCCACAGCCGUUCAUCUACUGGCUUUACUACGUCAACUAGUGGUUCUCAAGCCUCUCCUCAGGGGCCCCACAGCCGUUCAUCUACUGGCUUUACUACGUCAACUAGUGGUCUUCAAGCCUCUCCUCAGGGACCCCCAGCCGUUAAAUUUUAGAACCACUGACCUAAGUAACAGAAGGGAUUUUCACUCCUUAAACUUCUUGUUUCUCUAAAGAGUAAAGAAACCCAUCUGUAUUCGGAGGACAUAUGACUACGCAGUCCAUACUGAGUGCAGAGAGACACUACACUGAGCAACACUGAGUUGUGGGGGUCUCUUGAACUGUACGUUCAGACGAGCAGAGACAGACGCUUUGUGGAAAUACUAUCAUUCUGAACACUCCUCUGUACAAACAAGAGGGGGACACAGUAAAUGGUAUGGGGUUUUCAGAAGCGUUAUUUACUUUGGUUUAUGCCAAUUAUUGUGACUCUACCCCUUAUUUUAGUGUGAGAAAUUCAUUGAGCUAAAACUCAUUAUAAACUGAAUGGGAAAUGAAUACUUUUUUGCUUUUUAUCAUAGUAGCCCGUUAUAAACUGAAUGAGAAAUUAAAUGCACAGCCUUUGAGUCAGGAUAUGUCUGGUUUAUCUGUUGGGAUAUUCCCAUUCCAGUCAUGUCUAUGUUCUAUGGACUGUCAGAACAGGAUCAUAUGUACUGUAUAGGGUUGCAUAUGAGCUGAAUAUUAUAGUCGUGAAUAGUCAUUAACAGUCAUGAAUAACCAUGACUAGUCAUGUACUGAAUCACUUUUGGAUACUAAUUCCAUUGGCUUGGGUCUGACUAUUCUGCAAACGAUUUACUUGGUUUAAAAUAUAUAAGUGCUGAAGUAACGUCUAUGUAAUCUUGAUCUAUAUUUCACUGUACAUUGGAGGCAACGUAAUGUAAACUCUGCUCUCACCAACCCACACCUCAGUAUCACUGUAGUUCAUAGGUCACGCCUAACAUCCACACUGCCAAGAGAAGCAUGUCAUGGAACCCGAAUCAUCCAUUUUUAUUCAUAAAACGAGACUUACUUUUAUUCAUUAUACAAUAAUCAAUGUAAGUCAUUUACCUUCCCUGAGUGAAAUUGUGUUUUCUGAUCACAAGAAAACGUGUGUUAUGAUCUGCUGUCAUGCAAUGCUCAAUCAAGUCUUUGAUGUGGACCUUACAUGUGUUGGCAAUACAGUAGGCUCUGACCUUCGUCUGACCUAAACUGUACCCAUAUCUUUAUGAAUAGCCGAAUGAAUUUUGACUGUUAUUUUUUACAAUGUACAUACACACCGUAGGCAUAGAAAACACAACUCAGGUUCUGAAUGGAGAAGUUCCUUAUCACAAUACACAUGAUCUAUUGUCUGAUUGUGUUAUUACACAGUAUUCCUAUACAUUUCCCUAUGAUUGGUUUGUAAUGUAGCCAUACUAUAUACUACACAUGACUACUACUUUAUGUUUCUCAGUGAAGUAUCCUGUCCUUUAAGACCUCAGAGAACUGACACUAGGGGUUCUGCUCAUACACACUACAACAACAUCCCCCUGGUCCAAGACAGACAUUACACAUUAGAGGCUCUGUAUAGGGAAUAGGGUGCUGUUUGAGAUGCAGACAGACUUUAAACUAGACCCCCCUACAGAGUCUAGACCCCCCCCCUACAGAGUC
This is a messenger RNA of Oncorhynchus kisutch (coho salmon), 3852 nucleotides long. RefSeq names its product gamma-aminobutyric acid type A receptor subunit beta3 (gene gabrb3). The transcript has 9 exons. Bases 701 to 2167 code for a protein of 488 amino acids. Gene Ontology annotation, biological process: monoatomic ion transmembrane transport. NCBI's taxonomy places the organism in Eukaryota, Metazoa, Chordata, Actinopteri, Salmoniformes, Salmonidae. Gene Ontology annotation, molecular function: extracellular ligand-gated monoatomic ion channel activity; GABA-A receptor activity. Gene Ontology annotation, cellular component: membrane. The record is from RefSeq and is a predicted model, not a curated record.